Cyprinodon variegatus (sheepshead minnow) is the source of this 642-nucleotide messenger RNA. RefSeq names its product histone H2AX. The record is from RefSeq and is a predicted model, not a curated record. Gene Ontology annotation, cellular component: nucleosome. The transcript has a single exon. Gene Ontology annotation, molecular function: protein heterodimerization activity; structural constituent of chromatin; DNA binding. Bases 73 to 501 code for a protein of 142 amino acids. Lineage: Eukaryota; Metazoa; Chordata; Actinopteri; Cyprinodontiformes; Cyprinodontidae.
CAGCUCGUUCCCUACCAUUCGGAGCAGCUUUCGAUUCUACUGAAAGAAAACUACAACAAGAAAGAAGUGACCAUGUCUGGAAGAGGCAAAACCGGAGCUAAGGCCCGCGCUAAGGCGAAGACCCGCAGCUCUCGUGCCGGUCUGCAAUUCCCUGUCGGCCGUGUUCACCGUCUGCUACGCAAGGGUAACUACGCCGAGAGAGUGGGUGCCGGAGCCCCGGUGUACCUUGCCGCCGUUCUCGAGUACCUCACCGCUGAGAUCUUGGAGCUGGCUGGUAACGCUGCCAGAGACAACAAGAAGACCCGUAUCAUUCCCCGGCACCUUCAGCUGGCCGUUCGUAACGACGAAGAACUGAACAAGCUGCUCGGCGGCGUGACCAUCGCUCAGGGCGGCGUCCUGCCCAACAUUCAGGCCGUGUUGCUGCCAAAAAAGACCGGCCAGUCCGCUCCGAGCACCGGCAAAGCGGGAAAGAAGGCCUCCUCUCAGUCUCAAGAGUACUAGCUAGCUGGCUAAUGACUCCAAAACCAAAGGCCCUUUUAAGGGCCACCCACCACCUCAUAAGAGCAACUUUUCAGUUUGCAUUACUCUUUCCUUGCACUAUUUUCUUUUGUCUAUUUAAUAAAGGCAUUUUUUCUAAUCUGG